UUGUCACUUGUUCGUUGUUGCAUUUUCAAUAAUUUUAGUUUCACUCGGUCGGUUUUGUGGCUCGCUUGUCGUGCAGCGUGUAUCGAUCGCUUGUUUUUAGGUUAUUUCGCCGGCGUAUAGUUAAUAGUUAUUUAAAAAAAUAUAUCUGCCUAGAAAAAUAUUAUACUGAAGUGAUUAUUAUAUAAAAGAUGGCUGAUCAAGGAUUUCUGAAACAAAAGCCUGGCUUUGCCACAAUAGCGAUCCAUGUUGGCCAAGAUCCAGACAAAUGGAACUCAGCUGCCGUUGUCCCUCCCAUAGUCACCUCAACUACAUUCAAACAGCCCGCACCUGCCGAACACACAGGUUUUGAAUAUGGCAGAUCUGGUAACCCAACAAGGAACACACUAGAGGAAUGCCUAGCGGCGCUCGACGGUGGUAAAUAUGGGCUGACAUUUGCAUCCGGUUUGGGAGCCACUACGAGCAUAGUCGGCUUACUUAGUAAAGGAGAUCACAUCAUAUCCACAGAUGAUGUGUACGGUGGCACCAAUAGAUUGUUCAGACAAGUUGUAGAAAGAUUCGGAAUAGAAAUAUCGUUCCUUGAUUUUACUAAACCAGAACUGAUCGACAAAUCUAUUCGAAAAACCACAAAGAUGAUAUGGAUAGAAACGCCAACAAAUCCAAACUUGAAAGUCGCGGACAUCGCUGAAAUAUCCAAGAAAGUGAAAAGUCACAACAAAGACAUAAUGGUGGUGGUAGACAACACGUUCCUAACCUCGUACCUGCAGAGACCGUUGGAGCAUGGCGCUGACAUGGUCGUGUAUUCCUUAACUAAGUACAUGAACGGACAUUCCGAUGUUAUUAUGGGAGCUGCUAUUCUAAAUGAUAGUGAAAUUGAGAAGAAACUUCGCUUCCUGCAAAACGCAAUGGGUAUAGUUCCGUCACCAAUCGACUGCUACUUGGUGAACAGAAGUUUGAAGACUUUGGCCCUGAGGAUGGAGCAGCACAAGAAAUCAUCCUUGCUCGUAGCCGAGUGGCUGUUGAAACAGCCCAAGGUCGUUGAAAUAUACCACCCAGGUCUACCCUCACACCCGCAAUACGACAUAGCUUGCAAGCAGAUGAGCGGCCACUCGGGCGUGUUCAGCUUCAGACAUUCCGGCGGGCUGAAGGAGUCUAGAAAGUUCCUCAGCUCCCUCAAAGUGUUCACCCUGGCUGAAAGUCUGGGAGGGUAUGAGAGCUUAGCAGAAUUGCCGUCGGUGAUGACGCACGCGUCAGUUCCCGCCGCACAGAGGGAGGAGCUCGGCAUCACGGACUCCCUCCUCAGACUGUCGGUGGGGCUGGAGGACACUGAGGACCUCAUCGCUGAUCUGGACCAAGCGUUUGCUGCGGCUUUUCAAUAACGCGUUAAGGUCAUAAGGUCAUUUAAAGAACAGUGUGCCUAGUGGGAGUUUUCAAUAUUUCCAUACUGUCGCAUACAUCGCGUUAACGCGAAUUUAUAUGGUAUUGGAAAAUUUGCGCAGUAGUGGCGCUGUUUCAAUUGGCCUUAGAAAUUCGCGUUUACGUCAACGCGAUGGUCACAGUAUCAAACUGCCACUAAGCCAUCUGGUCGUACGACGAUUUGAAGUCAUAGAACACAUAUAAACGACUCGAAAGGGAUCAGCACUGUAUGUUAAUAUGAUCCGUCCAAUAAUCUUUGUAUGAAACUACCACACUCAGUGGCGGAUUUAGAAAUUUGCUACAAAUAGGCUGUCAAAUUUUGCCGCCCUACCAUUCCUUCUUACCAGAUAAGCUAGUUCGUAUUAAUAUUAAUUAAUUACAUUUAUUCUUUUUGUAUAAUAUUUUGGUACUGCACAGUACGUCCAGUAGGACUAAAAUUUAAAGUUAUCCUUAAAUUUUCAAGACUCAUGUUGUCAUGUAAUGAUGUCAUUAUGUUUUUAAUUUUUUUUUGUAAGAUAUUUUUGGGUCAAAUCUGCAACCCUAUGCUCAAGCCUACUUAGCUUACUACCAAUCCGCCACUGACCACACAACGCACGCUAACAUCCCUCACCUCUACGUCCAUCCCUUCUACCUCAUCUAGCCAUAGCCGAGUCGACGCCUGCAGGCUUUGUCGUAUGUUAGUUGUAAUAUACGAAAUUGAGAUUCUAUAUGUAACAAAUAUCAUCCGAUGCACUGACAACCCUUCCUGGAUACAGUAGAAUAGGAUAGAUGACAUUUCUCAGUUGAUUUGAUAUAUUUUAAUAAGUUGUUAAUAAAGACCAAAUUAGUGAAUAGGCCAGCUGGUUGUCGCGAGGCGAUACUAUUACAAUCCCUUUCCGCGUUGAUAUGUGUAUUGUGACCCUUGUGAAAGGAUAUAUGCAAAGACAGAAAUAAGACACACUGUCUUUUGCGCAUAUCCCUUCCCUGCGGCGUACGUUUACGUAAUCCACUAGAAAAUACUAUAGUUAUUAAUUUUUGUAUUGUUCAGUCCAUAGCAUUUUGGGUUAGGUGUGUUAAUGUUGCAGAUUUAAGAGUGUCGACCACAGACUUAUAUUUAAUAGACCGAACCCUUAAGAAAGUUUAAAGCAAAUGAAGUAAUUCCAAUCCUUAUUCCUCACGCGUCAUUAAAAAAUAUCAAUUUGAUAAAACAAAACCUUUAUUAAAGAAAAAAAAAAGUAAAUAACUAGGUACGCGGUUAUAGAGAUAUUUUUCAUUGUUCAGAAUUAGUCAUGUCUAAAAAAGACUUGGCUAAUUAUGUAUGUAUAUUUUAUUUUAAAUACAAAAAUGCAGCGAAUAGGUGAAAUGUAUUAAUUAUGUUUAAAUUGAGACGUAAACGAUUAAAAACAUCAAGUAUCCCGUUCUAAAGUUAUUUUGGAGUGGGACAAAAUGAUUAAGGGUGGCUUCAAAGUUAUUUGAAUCAUCUAGCUAAAUAUAGCUUUGUGGUGUCGACUUUAGGUAAAAUAUAUAUUUAGAAGAAAUGUGCAUUUUUCUAACAUAGCGCGCUUGCUAAUAGUAUUGGUUAAGUAAGAAUGAAAUUUGAAAAUUUUGCGGGUUCCAAAUAAUUAUUACGUAAUAACAGUAUAAAAAAUAAGUAUUUUUUAUUUUAUACUGUUAACAGUAAAACGCUAACAUUCUCUCACGCUACCAUUUGAACUUUGCCUUACAAGCGACUAUGAAAAUAUAUAGCUACAAUAUGUUACGUAAUUAUAGUUAGCAAAUAUACUAUACUGUUGAAUUUGUACUGAUAUUCAAAUAUUAUUCUUGUUAAUAACCCUAAUGGCUCCUCUACACAAUCAUUUCCAGAUAAUGGACGCAAUCAAUCAUUGCUUAGCUGUUUCCGUAUAACCUAAAUUUUUUUGUUAAGCAUAAUACUUACUGAAUAUUAAUUAUUAUAUAACAAAAAAUUAUAGGAUAAACGGAAACAGCUAAGCAAUGAUUUAAAUAUUAAAAUACCUGAAAUUCCUUUAAUAUUUGUCCGAAAAACUGGCUCAGCGGCGAUUACGAUCAUGGGCAAAUAUAGACAACUAAGAUUUUUGCGAAUUUUGGGCACAUUUAGGCGAUGGUGUAGAGAUACCUUAAAGAGCCGCAUACGAUAAAUUCUGAUUAUAUGUGACUUAUAAAUAAUUGCCUUAUGGAAACCAAAAGCAAAUUUACAACUAUUUUUAAGCAUUGACUAGUUUAAUUACAAUUUAUGUGUUAUCGUUUGCAUUGAUCAUUUCGAAUUCCUUGAAAAAAAUAUAUUACUUAAGAGACUUAUGUCAUUUAUAGGAAUUUAAUAAUAUUUUAAUAUCACAUCCUCUUCGAAUAUUUAACAUUUAAACGUUUGUCUAAAUGAAUUUAUUAGUUAUAAUUAGUGGUGCUUGGUUUGUACACAAACCUCUAAAAUGACAGGUCGAAAAUUAAUUUCUUGUGAAAUAGGAUGCUUUUAUUAUUUUAUUUAUCUAGUCCAGAAGUAUACAUCACAUACCUUCAUAAUUUUUUUUUGUAAAUUAGUAAAUUUUCACAUUUUUCAGAGUAAUCAUAUUGAAAAUCUUUAAAAUUUUUUGGUUGUUUAAAGAUUUGUGAAAUAGUGAACCACCAUGGAUUGUAAGCACUGGCGGAUUUACAAAUUUGCCGCCAGUAGGCAAUUACCUAAAAUUGCGUGAAUAAAAUUGCAAGUUUUAAUAUUUUAGCAGGACUGUAAAGGGCGUACAGGACUAAAAUAUUAAAAUUAUCGUUACAUUUUCUUUAUUUAUGUAGAAGAGAAAGUUUCUUGGCUCAGUUGUGUGCAUAUUAAGAAAUUAAAUAUCACGUGUCUCAAACGGUGAAGGGUGACAUUUGUCUUUUUCUUAUCUCGAGAUAUUACGUGGUCUGCAUCUUAGAACUUUUGGUCAAAGAGAAUUAGUUUUGACUGUAACAUACUUGUAUUCACUGAGUACGUAACAAAAGACAAAACUAGUAGUUUUUUGUAGAUAAAUAUACAAUUUAAUAUAUCAACAAAUAUACUAAGUUUUAUAAUAAUUAAACUAUACUAUUCUUUAUUUUAUGUUUUUAAAUUUAAUUUUUUUUUUUUACAAAUAAUUUAUUAAGUUUUAUUGUAUACACUUGAACACAAUUGUUAAUGUUAAAAAUAAUGAAAUAGAUGUUCCUGUUCAUAUAGGUAUGCAAAAUCCAAUUUUAUUUUAACUGUCAAUAUUUGAGUAAAGUUGACAUUAGUUUUAUAUAAAAUUUUGUAUGUACUUUAAAUAACUUUUGAGUGCUCGUGAUAACCAGGGACUGAUUUAACAAAAGCUGAAAGUCCUGAUUUUAUGAAAGAUCACGCUCCUACCAGUGUUACCACAGGUAAGCUUUGGGAGUUAGAGGUUUAAAGGGUAUGUUUUGGGAGUCAAAACCUUCAACCGACCAAAUAAUAGGCGUAUUUUCCUCAGCAACGUGUAACAUUCCAGUCGAUGGUCAUUUAUGCUAGCCACUCACCAUCCAAUAAGUUCACGUGCCUGCAGCGCAAACGGCUUGACAUCGGAUAAAACUGAUCGUGUGUUGUGACCAACACAAAAUCACGAGCUUAUGAGUGGUUAGCUUUAGCUUCACUGCAGCCCUUCGUAAAAGACUGGUAAAAAAAAAAAUUUCAAGAGUCUUUAGCGAAGGGUUGCCACGAGGUAAGUGUCUACAGAAUCUAGUAGAAAAAUAAAAGUUUACGUUUUAUAUUGGACAAUUAAGUUUGGACCUUUAAAAUCUGCUACCUCUCAAAGCCACCUUUGCCAUACCGUAGCGUACCAUAGGUAGGUAUGGUAUGGUGGGUAACUUUCAGCUUUUAUUAAAUGACACAGUUCUGGGCACCACUGGCUCUCAAUCUUUAUUACCCGAUUGUGUCAGAAGGAAAUAUUUACUGCAAUUAUCGUAAAAAGAUGUCACUAUUUUGUACUACAAGGUAGUGUUGAAUAUUUUCAGUUAAAGUUGUGACGUCAGUUAUCUUACAAUAUUGUUAGCUAAUUUUUCAAUGAUUUCAAUAAUUAUUAAUUUUAAAUCAUAAUUGUAUAAUAUGGAAAUAGUUUAUUACGAUGGUUUGGUCUGUGGUGUUGCGAAAUCUCAAAAUCUACUAUGUUUUUUUUUAAUAAUUUAUAACGGCAAUAAAAUGUUUAUUACGAAAAAAA
Messenger RNA from Bicyclus anynana (squinting bush brown), 5582 nucleotides. Its product is annotated as cystathionine gamma-lyase. Bases 189 to 1376 code for a protein of 395 amino acids. Gene Ontology annotation, molecular function: cystathionine gamma-lyase activity; pyridoxal phosphate binding. Gene Ontology annotation, biological process: transsulfuration. The record is from RefSeq and is a predicted model, not a curated record. The transcript has 8 exons. NCBI's taxonomy places the organism in Eukaryota, Metazoa, Arthropoda, Insecta, Lepidoptera, Nymphalidae. Gene Ontology annotation, cellular component: cytoplasm.